Messenger RNA from Triticum dicoccoides, 1485 nucleotides. Its product is annotated as probable peptidyl-tRNA hydrolase 2. Gene Ontology annotation, molecular function: peptidyl-tRNA hydrolase activity; nucleic acid binding. The transcript has 10 exons. Lineage: Eukaryota; Viridiplantae; Streptophyta; Magnoliopsida; Poales; Poaceae. Gene Ontology annotation, cellular component: cytosol; mitochondrion. Bases 67 to 1110 code for a protein of 347 amino acids. The record is from RefSeq and is a predicted model, not a curated record.
CCUAAAAAAAACAGUUCAGUUCAACACAGCACUGCCUCUCCGCUCUGCCUCCUCCAAGUCCAAUCCAUGGCUGCUCCGCCGCGGCGAAACCCCAACCACGGCGGCAAGAGGAAGGACGAGGAGCCGUGGCUCGCGGCGGGCAUCCGCCCGGCCAACUUCCUCCCGGGCCUGGCCAUCGGGUUCCUCCUCGGCCUCCUCCUCGACCUCUCCUCCUCCUGGAGGCCUAGGUUCAGCCUCCCGUCUGCCCCGGCGCCACGGGGCUCCAAGCGGGCGGCCGCCGGUUCGUCCACCGCCCCAGCACCAGGCGAAGAGCUCAAGAUGGUUUUAGUUGUGCGUCAGGAUCUUAAGAUGGGGGCUGGUAAAAUAGCGUCUCAAUGUGCCCAUGCGGCAACUGGCUUGUAUGCGGAUCUGUUGGCAAGCAACCGGAUUCUUUUGAGACAAUGGGAGCAGUUCGGACAAGCUAAGAUUGUUCUGACAUGCAAGAAUCAACAGGAAAUGAACAGGAUAAAGGAAACUGCAGAACAUCGAGGUAUCCCAACUUUUAUUGUUGCAGAUGCAGGCCGCACACAGGUACUGGCUGGGUCUAAGACAGUUCUUGCAGUAGGGCCAGGGAGGAAAGCAGACAUAGAUUCAGUUACUGGGAAAUUGCGCUUACUAUUCUCGCUUAGAGAUACCAACCUCGUUCUCCGAGAGUUCGAGAAAUGUGGUGUUAUAUUGAGACAUCACUCUGGCCCAAGAGAGGGUAAUUGGAUCCACAUAUUAUACCAGCACUCUUACGAUGCAAGGAAAGCCCUUCAAAAGAAUGGUAUCCAGCUAUGCAGUGGCGUCAUAAUUGGAGUAAAGCAUAUUGAUCCAAUGCAUCGGCAGCAGCUGGAUGAUAGGCUCGCUGGAAUCAAGCAAGGAGGCUUCAUGGUCUCCCUGCCUUCGAAAUCACUUGUCCUGAAGAGCAGCACAGGUGCAUCAAACCAGUUGGGAGCCUUGCCGCGCCCAUAUGACCCAAAGUCCUCCACAAACGUUAUCAGAGACGCAGGGCGUCGUACAACAGGCAGCGUUGCUGCUCCAGCGAAAUCUAUUGUAACGAAUGUGAUGGACUUGAUAUUCGGCAUCUAGUUCGCCAGCCUGUGGACCAAUGAUAUACCUUCAACCUACCAUGUCAAAUCUGUUAUGUGAUGAGUGUUCGCACGGUGGUGGAUGUGGUUGUGAGCGAGUUUGUUUGUGUGCCAAAGGUUCGGCAGCGAAACUCGAGAGAAUUCGGAGAAGUGGAUUUUUCUUUUCUUUUCUUUUCUUUGGUGAUGUAACAGUUACGAAUGUGCAAUUUUUCACGUUCAUGUUAUGAUCUGCUAAGAUGUGGGCAGCCGUUGUAACUUUGUGUUCUGGUGGGUGCUGUCAUGAGCAAUGGCUCUAGAUGAAGGACGAAACUGAGAUCUCAAUAUGUAUUUAUUUUGUCUGUUGCAAUCUACAUGAGCUCUUAUAUAUUUGACAAUA